Messenger RNA from Daucus carota subsp. sativus, 1478 nucleotides. RefSeq names its product protein WUSCHEL. The coding region runs from base 418 to 1287 and encodes 289 amino acids. The record is from RefSeq and is a predicted model, not a curated record. Gene Ontology annotation, biological process: plant organ development. NCBI's taxonomy places the organism in Eukaryota, Viridiplantae, Streptophyta, Magnoliopsida, Apiales, Apiaceae. Gene Ontology annotation, molecular function: DNA binding; DNA-binding transcription factor activity. The transcript is spliced from 3 exons.
UAAAUACUUCUUCACAGGACUCCAUGUAAUGGUCUCUAUAAAACAAUAUAUAUGGAGGUGCCUUUUAAUCCAAGCAAGGUGAUACAAUCGGUAUUGUUUAAAGUCCCCGUUUUGUCCCUCACUUUAUAAUUAUUAGCAUCACGUACGAGCAAAAAAAGAAAGAAAAAAAAAAAAUGUGUGUGUCAACCUCAAUAGUCCUUCUCUCCCAGAUAUCCUUAUGAUAUCCUUCUCUGCACCUCUCAAUCUCACUUGCUUCAAUUCCUCUCCCACUCCAUGUGCAUUAAUCCCCUCUUUAUAUACCCUUCUAUCUUCACCACAUUCCUCAACCAAUCAAUCUCUCUCUCUCUCUCUCUCUCUCUCAGUUGCUAAUCAUCACUUUGUUUCUCUCAAACUCACCAGCCACAAAAAUAUUCAGUCAUGGAAGCUCAGCAGAACAAUGUCCAUGAUCAAGAUGGCAACAACAACAACAACAUGAAAGCCCCCAGCUUUCUGUGCAGGCAAACCAGCACAAGAUGGACACCCACCAGUGAUCAGAUAAGAAUCUUGAAAGAGCUCUACUAUAACAAUGGAAUUAGGUCACCUUCUGCUGAUCAGAUCCAACGGAUCUCGGCUCGUCUCCGGCAGUAUGGGAAGAUAGAAGGGAAGAAUGUGUUCUACUGGUUCCAGAACCACAAAGCCCGCGAACGCCAGAAGAAGAGGUUCACUACUAGCACCGCCAAUGAUCAUUUCAUGAAUAUCUCAUCAGCCCCCACAGCAGCACAACCGCCCAGCAGCUUCCACCGAAACAUCAACACGCUGAAUCCUGGCCACUGGAGAUCCACCGAAGAUCAUUCCAUUCUCUACAACACUCCCUACCCUCCCUCUUACAUCACUCAUCACUCCCCUGGGAUGAUUCCGUCUUCUUCUCAUGCACCGCCGUUUGCUGCAGUUGGUCAUCACAUGGCAAGCUAUGGCUACGGAUCCAUGGCUAUGGAGCAAAGUUUUAGGGAAUGUUCAAUAUCACCAAAAGACGAAGACAGCAGUGGAAUCUCCAACAACAUCUGUCCCUACCCAUUUCUUGAGAUGAUCAACUCAACCCUAGACGAAGAAGAAGACGAGGACGGCGGAGAUGAGUCCAGGGAGAUGGCCACUCUUCCUCUUUUCCCCAUGCAUGGCGAGGAGGAGUACAAUUUCACAUCAUCCAGCAGGGGUCACUUCUAUGGUGGCUGGUAUCCUUCUGAUAGCUUUGCUGGUAGUUCAGCCAGGGCUUCCCUCGAGUUGAGCCUCAACUCCGGAGGAACUAGCUAAUCUGCCCAUCACUAUUAAUCAAAUAUGUAAGAUAUGAUUAAGCUACCUACUAAUUAAGUGUAUGUGUACGGAUGGGAGCUACUAAUUAAGUAUUAGAAAUUAACUACCUACUUUUCCUACAUCCUGAUGUUAUAAAAAUCGGUGAUUAAUCUGGAAGGGCUUCGAUCAGUCCCACAUGUAUCAUGUUCAUG